Podospora pseudopauciseta is the source of this 6063-nucleotide messenger RNA. RefSeq lists its product as uncharacterized. The record is from RefSeq and is a predicted model, not a curated record. The coding region runs from base 4465 to 6063 and encodes 532 amino acids. NCBI's taxonomy places the organism in Eukaryota, Fungi, Ascomycota, Sordariomycetes, Sordariales, Podosporaceae. Gene Ontology annotation, biological process: carbohydrate metabolic process. The transcript has 5 exons. Gene Ontology annotation, molecular function: hydrolase activity, hydrolyzing O-glycosyl compounds; calcium ion binding.
CUCUUGUAAAAGGACUCACCAAAACCUCCUCCUCGUAGCCGUAGCCUUCUUUGUCUCGGUGGUCGUCGUCUUGCUCUCUUCCUCCCCCUCCACAGGCAGCGAAACAGUAAUCUUCACCGUCUCAGUCUCAUAAACAGUCUGCUCCACCGUCUGCGGUAUGGCAGUCACAACCCUCGACACAGUCUGCGUCUUGGUCACUACGCUGACCCGCACAAUCUCCGUCACCGUCUCGAACACGCGCACAGUCUUGUGCUGCGUGACAAAAGGGCCGGGGAUAAAGUCGAUAACGGUCGAGUGCCUCUUCCCAAUGACGACCUGCUCCAGACCGCCGUACUCUUCACUGCCACCAGGUUUCUUCCCAACGACGACUUGCUCAAGACCAGACUCUUGCGGGGGUGCGUCGGCCUUCUUCCCGCCGGCGGCAACGACCUGCUCAAGACCAUAUUCCUCCGCUUCCGGCUUCGGUGUCUCAGCCCCGAAGACUUCCACCCCCCUCUCACCAUCGGCAACAGCGCCGGUUGGAGUUUCAUCGUCUGAUUUAGGUGCGGUCCCGUAAACCUCAACCCCGGACUCGGGCUUCUCGGCGGCGGGCUCGGCGGGCAGCGGAACGGCGACAUCAUCCUGUGCUGACUGAGCCACAGCAUUGACCGCCGCCGAUGCGAGAACAAGCUCCGCACUAGCUUCAGUAACCGCGGCAACCGGAGCCUCAGAGAUGUUGUUCUCCGCCUCCUCCUCCUCCUCCUCCUCCUCUGCAACUUCAAUCGACGGAACCUCACGCUCAACCUCAACAGCAGGCGUCUCCUCAACAACCACACUCUGAGCCUGAACAGGCGGAUCAGAAGCAACACCAUAAACAACACCCCCCAAGCCCAUCGAACCAUCCUCGGUACUAGCCAAACCCGCAGUCGCCUCGGGCACGCUCGCCUCAAUCUUCGCCUCCGGCACCUUCUCAAUACCAUAAUUCUCCGGCCUCGGCUCAGACUUGUACGUGGCAGGCGCCAAGUCCUGCUGUCGAUUCCCCAGCCCAAUCACAACCACAAGCAACACCAACACGACAAUAGCCACAUUCUUCGGGUCGUUGAAAAAGUCCCUAGCCACCAGCGCGCCCGCCUUGACAUAUGUCCACCCAUCCUUCACCGUCUCAUUCCCGUUAUCCAACGCCACCCUAAACGCCUCGGUGAGUAAAUCGAUAAAUCCCGCGUUUUGGAGCUCCCGCUGACGUUUCUGCGCUCGCUCAGCCUGUCGGCGCUCGUACUCGGCUCGGCGUUCGCGAAUGACUUCAGAGGGUGAGAGGGGCGUGGGAGGCGCAAUGUACGAGUCGGGGUGUCGGUCGCGGAGGGUCGAUGACUGAUCGAGGCUAGACGUUGGCGUGAUGGCUACGAGAGCUUGGGAUACCGGAACAGACCCGUAACCUUCACCGACCGAGGGCGCUGGUCUUGCAAAAGGUGCACGCUCGGCAGCCGGUUCUGGGGUUGGGAUCGGUUCAGGCGGGGGCAUGUCGCCAUAGAUUUCGCGCAUCCGCUCUUCGUCGCGACGUCGACGCUCUUCAGAUGUGUCAAGGCCGUCUUGUGCCGCGCGGGGACGCGAUGAUGACGGGGGCUGCAGGAACUCUGGUGAGGUCACCCGAUCGAAGGGUUCCAUUGGUGGCUCAGGUGUCGAUGGCUGGACUUCGACAUGCAGACCAGAAGAGGGCCGCGAGCCAUGCAGACCAGACGUCGGGCGAGAUCGUUGGGCAUCGGCUUGCGCCUCUGGAGUGAGCCCCGACUUGGCCGCAGCCUCGGCAUCCAGCAACAGGUCUCUCUGUCGUUGCUCCUCCUGCUCAAGCUGGAAGACGGCCACCUUUUCGAGCUCAUGCUGCAUUGCUGGGGUGAGAAUCAGUUCGACCUCGCAGUCCACCCGCUCCAUUUCCCUCCAGCAGGCUUCCCAGGCGCCGGAUUUCAUGAGUCCGUUGCUAGCGUACACCUUUACCCGGUAAAUCUUGCUGGAGCCCAGCUUCUCAUAGCGGAUCUCGGUCUUGCAUUCCUUACACCAAUGCCGGUUAUCCUCAGUUGACUUUGGGUAUUCCAACUCGCCUUCCUCAUCGUCUUCGGCCGUCACGUUGGCUGGACCGAGAUAGUGCCCGCAUUCCAAGAUCCUGGCUCUUCUCUUGAAUGGUAGCUCGAGAGCUUCGAGGAGACGCUCUUCAAGCACCUCGAAAUCGUUCUGCGGAUGUGGGAGAAGAAUACCGCGCUCGAGAACAGUGUCGCCCAGUCGGUCCUGCAGAUCACGCCACGAAUCGCGCAAGGCCUUGAUUUCGUCCGAGGCCACAUAGGGAAGCCCCCCUUCGUCGAUGGUCCUACCGCUGACGAGAUCGAGCCCAUUAAGCGUCUCGCCCCAGACCCAGCGAAGAGGCAGGAGGGUAACGUGGAGAAGAACGAGGGGGGCCUCUGUUCGGACCUUGAAACGGCUCGGUGUUGUUCGCCCCUUGGGAGAGUAUUGUACCUGGACGGUGGGACUGCCGACCCGGGAUACUGUGGGAAACAUGACGGGCGUUCCGCUGUGUCGCUUGUUCGGCCUGGCGGAGCUUCCGUCGAACAAUGAAGGUGUGGGAGAGCCCGUCUGCAAUGCGCGGACUUCGGAGGGGGUGCGAAUCGACGAGCGGGCCGACCGAGUCGACACGCCGGACACGAUCCUAUCGGAGUUCCUGCUUUCGGAUGUCCUACUCGAGGCGCACGACUGUCGACGAGAUUGGCUGUCCUUUCCUUGGGGUGUCUUGGAAUCAGAAUCGUGCCCUCCAUCUACCGACCCGACGGAACUGUGGCUGCGGGACCCAUGCUCGCUAAAUACGUCGUCGCCGUGGUGGGAGCUGUUAUCGGCGGUGUCCUCGCUGGCGGUGCGAGAGUGGAGGUGCUGGCGGAGCAGCGAGCUUGUGGAUUCUCGUCGGUUGGGGCUAUCCCGACCGCUAUAUGUGCUCGUCGCGUCCGACUCUUCCCCCUCGAUGUCUUCGGCUGUGGUGGCGCGAGGUUUUGUCUCGGGAGCUACGGUCUCUCGCUUUUCCGGGUCCUGCUCCAGCUUCGAUGCGACGACGGUCAGCAAACGCCUUCCACGGAUACAAUGGACGGCGGGGAAAUCUACCUCUGUGGACAGCGGCACCUGUGCCGCUCGUGUGUCGUCGUCGGCCAUGUCUCGGUCGUUGGGGUCUACAAAGAUUGCAAAAUCCAGAGGUGGUGGCUCUUUGAGCUUCCGGGGCACACUUUGUGUGUGUUUAUAGAUACCAGCCACCACUUGGACGCUCGGGCAACGAACCGAAAAGCCGGUGCAGCAGCAUUGGUCGAAUCAAGUUCCACCGGGUGGAGAGGCUAGACUCGGCGAUGCGCUGGCAGUCGGCAAGGGGAGGAUGACGGGAGGAUCCGACUGGUGUGGCCGGGUCUAGUGGUGGUCGGGCACAAAGUGACAGGCGGCGGCAGCAGGGGGCAGGGGCGGGAAAGGCGGUGACGGGUGCUGUGACAGGAGGAGGAGAGCUUUCUCUGCCAGUACACCCAAGUCUUGCAUUGGGUGGGCGAGGUAAACAAACAGUUGCCAGGUCGACACAGCCCCGCAUUUAUCUCAGGUCUUGGCCCAGACCACCCAACGGCGAGUGUGCAAGUGAAUAUCAAAUUGGUGUUCCACCGCAUUCGAACCGCUGGAUACACAGCUGCUUGAUGUGGCGCCUCAUUGCUCCGGGCUGGGAUGAAUUGACUUUGCAUCGACAUUCCAUGCCUGGACGUUCAGCAGUAGGAAGCAUUGACAGGUGCAGGGUUCCGAGUUGGAUGAACUUGACAGCUGCGGAACCUGACGUCAUGUCUUGGCGUGUCUUCUCUGCUCCUCGUGAGAAUAAGCAUUUUCGAAGGAAAUCUUAGAUGGGAGAUGAGGUGCUGUCUUGGUGAAAGGCAUUGAAGUGGUAGAGAUGGUACGAUACAGGCACUCAGCAUAAUACCUUGCUACGUGUUCUCCCUUCGUCCAUGGUUGAAGAGGGGGCAAUCCACCAACCCUACAAAAAGCCAUUUAUAAUCCGAGUACCGCUGUCCGAUAACAAGCAGAUAAACCCCUCAACAUGGCCCUGUCAAUUCCUGCCUUAUUCCAUCCCAAUGUUGGAUGCUGCGCCUUGACCAGGCGUCCAGACCGAAGGCUCACCGCCCCGAUGUCACCCUCCGUCCCACUCCCAAGGGCUCGGGCUCCGAGUAUCCCACACAUGGGGGAGGGAGGGGGCUGCCCGAACUGGCCAUGACGUCCAAGUAAGCUUCCAAGUUUCCAACAGAUGGGAUUCCGCCUGCCCCUGCCGAGCCUGGUUUACCGUCGAACCCAAUCUAGGCCCAGAUCUCUAUCUGAGUCGAGCAUCUGGCAACCUGCUUAAAACCACAUCCUACCCCUCGAGUCCCCUAGCCUUCAUCUUUCUUUUAUUUAUUCAUUUUCUACCCUUUACAUCAAACAACAACAUCAAUCAACAUGGGUGGCCACCCCGAACGCACCCCCUCCCCCUCCAGGCGGGAGCCUACACCAGAGAACAUGACCAUGAUGCAAGGUUUCGAAUGGUACAUCCCCGCCGACCAACAACACUGGGCCCGCCUCACGAAAGCCCUCCCCCAGCUGAAAGAAUUCGGCAUAGACAACAUCUGGAUCCCCCCCGGAUGCAAAGCCUCCUCCAAAAACGGCAACGGCUACGACAUCUACGACCUCUACGACCUGGGCGAGUUUGACCAAAAGGGCACCAUCUCCACGAAAUGGGGCACCAAAAGGGAGCUCGUCAGUCUUUGCAAUAAAGCGAAGGAGCUCGGCGUGGGGAUCUACUGGGAUGCGGUCCUCAACCACAAGAUGGGCGCUGAUCACAAGGAGCGGUGUCCUGUUGUCGAGGUUGACGAGAAUGAUAGGACGAGGGUGGUCAGUGGCAAGUAUGAGAUUGAUGCCUGGGUUGGGUUUGAGUUUCCGGGACGAAAGGAGCAGUACAGCAGGAUGAAGUGGCAUUGGUAUCAUUUUACCGGGGUGGAUUUUAACGCCGAGAAUGGGAAGAAGGCGAUAUACAAGAUUGCGGGUGAGCAAGGGGAGGGAUGGGCGAGUGAGUGGGAUGGGGAUGUCGAUGAUGAGAAGGGGAAUUAUGAUUUCCUCAUGGGCUCCGACAUCAACCAUGAGCACCCUGAGGUGAGGGAGGACAUCAUGCGGUGGGGGAGCUGGCUUGCGAAUGAGAUUCCGAUCAAGGGGAUUCGGUUUGAUGCUGUCAAGCACUUUAGCGAGGACUUUUUGCGCGAGUUUAUUAAGAAUAUGGACGAGGAAUUUGGGCCGGGGUGGUUCUUCGUGGGGGAGUUUUGGAAGGAUUCGUUGCAGGACAUGAACGACUACCUGGCAAGGAUGAAGUACAAGUUCUCCUUGUUUGACGCGCCAUUGGUUCAUAACUUUAGCGACAUCAGCAGGGCCAAUGGGGCUGACCUCAGAAAGGUGUUUGACGACACCUUGGUCCAGGCGCAGCCUGUCUCGGCGGUUACAUUGGUGAUGAACCACGACACCCAACCCUACCAGGCCCUCGAAGCUCCCAUUGAGGGCUGGUUCAAGCCUCUGGCCUAUGCUCUCAUCCUCCUGCGCGACCAAGGCUACCCUUGCGUGUGGUACGGUGACUUGUACGGCAUCCAAGGCGAGCACCCCUUCCCUCCCUCCUGCGGUGGUGAUCUCCCGAGGAUCAUGCUAGCCCGCAAGCUGUAUUCGUACGGCCAGCAAGCCGACUACUUUGAUUACCCUACCUGCAUCGGCUGGGUGCGGUAUGGUACCUGGGACAGGCCGUUUGGCUGUGCCGUGGUCAUGAGCAACGCUGGGCCGGGAAGCAAGAGAAUGCAUGUUGGUGAGAUGCACGCGGGGGAGGUAUGGACUGAUGUUAUGGGGUGGAAUGAUGCCAAGAUCAAGAUUGGGGAUGAUGGGUUUGGUGAGUUUGUGUGUGGGCAGACGAGCGUGAGUAUUUGGGUGAAUGAGAAGGCGAAGGAUCGGGCGAGGUUUGAGAAGGAGUUUGACGCCGACAUCUACAGGAUAGCCUAUGACGAGUCGGGCUCUACCUCUUCGUAG